GGCGGAAGAGAAGCGGCUCAGUUCCGGCCGCGGCCGCCGCCGCCAUCUGUCACCUCGUUGCCCGUGCCCCGCCCGUGUCUUCGGCGGAGCCCGCUCCUCGGCCUGUCACCUCUCGGCUCCGUUCUGGUCUUUGCCUUCUUCUCGGAAUGGAUCUGGUCGGAGUGUCCUCACCCGAGUCCGGGCCCGCGGCUGCCUGGGGACCCAGGAAGUGCCCGUGGGCUACCCCUUCAAACACAGCGUCCUGCUCACUGACCGAGGUGAUGAGCGAAGAGUUGGCCAAAGAGCUGCAGUUGGAAGAAGAAGCAGCUGCUUUCCCUGAAGUUGUUGUUGCCGAAGGACCAUUUAUUUCUGGAGAAAACAUUGACACUUCCAGCGACCUAAUGCUGGCUCAGAUGCUACAGAUGGAAUUUGACAGAGAAUAUGAUGCUCAGCUUAGGCGUGAAGAAAAAAAGUUCAAUGGGGAUAGCAAAGUUUCCAUUUCCUUUGAAAACUAUCGAAAAGUACAUCCUUUUGAAGACAGUGACAGCUCUGAAGAUGAGGUGGACUGGCAGGACACUCGUGACGAUCCCUACAGACCAGCAAAGCCAGUUCCUACUCCCAAAAAGGGUUUUAUUGGAAAAGGAAAAGACAUCACCACUAAGCAUGAUGAAGUAGUAUGUGGAAGAAAGAACACAGCAAGAAUGGAAAAUUUUGCACCAGGCUUUCAGGUAGGGGAUGGAAUUGGAAUGGAUUUAAAACUCUCCAACCACGUUUUCAAUGCUUUAAAACAACAUGCGUACUCAGAAGAGCGCCGAAGUGCCCGCCUCCACGAGAAGAAGGAGCACUCUACCGCUGAAAAAGCAGUUGAUCCUAAGACACGCUUACUUAUGUAUAAAAUGGUCAACUCUGGAAUGUUGGAGACAAUCACUGGCUGUGUUAGUACAGGAAAGGAAUCUGUUGUCUUUCAUGCAUAUGGAGGGAGCCUGGAGAAUGAAAAGGAAGAUGGUAAAGCUAUACCAACAGAAUGUGCCAUUAAGGUAUUUAAAACAACCCUUAAUGAGUUUAAGAACCGUGACAAAUACAUUAAAGAUGAUUUCAGGUUUAAAGAUCGCUUCAGUAAACUAAAUCCACGUAAGAUCAUCCGCAUGUGGGCAGAGAAAGAAAUGCACAAUCUCACAAGGAUGCAGAAGGCUGGAAUUCCUUGUCCAACAGUGGUACUGCUUAAGAAGCAUGUUUUAGUUAUGUCUUUCAUUGGCCACGAUCAAGUCCCAGCUCCUAAAUUAAAAGAAGUAAAGCUUAGUGGGGAAGAAAUGAGAGACGCCUACUAUCAGACUCUGCAUCUGAUGCAGCAGUUGUACAACGAGUGUACCCUGGUGCACGCCGACCUCAGCGAGUAUAACAUGUUGUGGCAUGCUGGGAAGGUCUGGUUGAUUGAUGUCAGUCAGUCCGUAGAACCAACCCAUCCUCAUGGCCUGGAGUUCUUAUUCCGGGACUGUAGGAAUGUUUCACAGUUUUUCCAGAAAGGAGGAGUAAAGGAAGCCCUUAACGAGCGGGAGCUGUUCAAUGCUGUUUCUGGCCUGGACAUCUCAGCAGACAAUGAAGCUGAUUUCUUAGCUGAGAUAGAGGCUUUGGAGAAAAUGAAUGAAGAUCAUGUUCAGAAGAAUGGCAGGAAAGCAGCCUCAUUUCUGAAAGAUGAUGGAGGUCCACCUGUGUUGUAUGCGGAAUAGCACCAGCACGCUGCUCUCCACCAGCACAGCGGUGACACCAGCUGCCAACGAGUGUGGGUGACGUGAAAUACCAAAGCAGGAGUGGACAGUGUUGCUUGUGUACUUCUCACUUGUAACCCACGUGCCAGAUAUGUGGAAUUUUUAACUCGGCAUUGAAAGAAUAAAAUGUCACUACCUCUCAUCUUACAAAAAGAUAAUAUAAUUCUUUAACAGGUUUAGAUGUGUAGCUGAAGGAGUCUGGAUUUUACACAACUCAUGAUCUGAAAUGUCUUGCUGAGGAUUCUUACACAGGCAGUGUUUCCAAACCCGGGAGGUGGAGGGGCGGAGGUGUCGGCAGGUGAGGCUGCCUCCCCUCCUGCUCUCUGUUGUGUCUUUCCACAGUUGUUACCAUCCGAAAUUAGUCCUUCUCAGCAACUCUUCCAGACUGUGCCUGCGAUCCUAGGGACCCGGGAGGGUGUUAGAAAUGGGGAUUUGGCUUUAUAAUGGAUGGUGGAAAUAGACGUAAGCAAUGUACCUUGUGAUGUACCAGCGUACAUCAUAAAAAUAUAUGGAAUUCUACAUUUCCAUCUCAUAGCCAGGAAAGAUGAGAUAGGCUUUUGAAAGAAAGAUAAGUACAGAAGGAUUUCUUAACUAACUAAAAUUUAAAAUUUAACUUUCAGGUUUUCUUCACUUAGGUUAAAUGGUUGGGAUGUAACUCAUUUUAUAAUGAAAAUUCAAAGUAUCUGGAAGGGCAGAAUGUAAGAAUCAUAUUUGAUACAUUUUAAGAAAGCAGUGAAACAAAUUUCAGUGUACAUUUCCCUAAAAUUGCUCUUAGAUAUUGAUUGCUACUUGUUUGGAGAAAAAUAGAGAAAAGGACAUGGUGCUGUUAAAUAGUGGAAGACGAAGCCUGAAUGCAGAACAGCUUGCGUAACAAAUUAACCAGCUAACCUGGCCAGCUGGCCUCCUUACCCGUCUCUGCACUGGCUGGACUCUGCUAUGUGAUGGUGAGCAGUGUCCCAGAAACCACUGGCUGCUUGCUCGCACUUCAUACCCCCUUCCUGGAGUCAGAUUGGAUCCACUAAGCAGCAUAACUUCGUGUGUGGUUAUGAAGAGUAAUAUAAAUGUAAUUUAUAUUCAAAGAUUUUAACAUUAUUUUAAAAUGCCAAAUAUGUUUUUUUCUAGGACUAUUUAUUUUUGUUUCUGUUAUACUGCUUUUAGUUGCAUUUCAGAGGAGUGUGACUUAGGUGACUCAUCCCACUUCUGAGAUGUUUGCUACUCUGCAACAAAGAUUUAAAUGAGGACUAAUUAUUGGCUGUACAGAAAUUCCGGAGAACUCACUUGAAACAAUCAUUUAAAACUUUGUUUUCUUUCUUGACAUAUUCUUUCUCAAACCAUUGCUUGGAGUGUGCUGUGAAUUUGCCUUUCAAGAAAUUAAAAAAUGAAGAGCUCAUUUUAGAA
Molecule: messenger RNA, 3143 nt
Organism: Meriones unguiculatus (Mongolian gerbil)
Lineage: Eukaryota; Metazoa; Chordata; Mammalia; Rodentia; Muridae
Gene: Riok3
Product: RIO kinase 3
Exons: 13
Coding region: 147-1706 (519 amino acids)
Biological process (GO): maturation of SSU-rRNA; protein phosphorylation
Cellular component (GO): preribosome, small subunit precursor; cytosol
Molecular function (GO): ATP binding; protein serine/threonine kinase activity
Source: RefSeq, a predicted model, not a curated record